Cucurbita moschata (crookneck pumpkin) is the source of this 539-nucleotide messenger RNA. Its product is annotated as auxin-responsive protein SAUR50. Gene Ontology annotation, biological process: response to auxin. Lineage: Eukaryota; Viridiplantae; Streptophyta; Magnoliopsida; Cucurbitales; Cucurbitaceae. The coding region runs from base 5 to 334 and encodes 109 amino acids. The record is from RefSeq and is a predicted model, not a curated record. The transcript has a single exon.
AGCCAUGAAGAAGAAUGGCAUUGUCAAGCUCAAGUCCGCCGUUGGGAAGCUGCAGAGAAGCCUCUCCUUAGGUCGGAGGUCUGAUUCUGGUCAAGAUGACUUCGAUUACGACUCGACUCCGGUACCGGAGGAUGUCAAAGAAGGACAUUUUGCAGUUGUGGCAGUUGAUGCUGAGGAGCCGAAACGGUUUGCUGUUCCGUUGAGUUGCUUGACGAAUCCGACGUUUUUGAGACUGUUGGAGGCGGCGGCUGAGGAGUAUGGAUUUGAUCAUGAGGGUGCAGUGACCGUGCCAUGUCGGCCGAGCGAGCUCGAGCAGAUCUUGGCCGAGGAAUAGGAGGAGGAGGAGGAGGAGGAAGAGAAGAAACGUAAUGUGGGGUUUUGAAGCUAUUGAAAUGACCCAAGAGGAUCAAGAGGUUGUUUUUUUUGUAGCUUCAACACUUCAGGGGCUUUGUAAAACUUUUUACCUAUGGAAAAUUUGAUAUUUUGAGAAUGGCUAACAAAAGUUCAUAGCCAUUUGACAUGUUGAUUUUGUGUUGUGU